Molecule: messenger RNA, 1182 nt
Organism: Prorocentrum cordatum
Lineage: Eukaryota; Dinophyceae; Prorocentrales; Prorocentraceae
Source: the annotation of a GenBank genome assembly
AUGCUGGACAUCGGCCGAGGGUCUCGGGAAGGCGCUAUGUCCCUCGAAGUGUCGAUCAAGAAUUGCGGUCGGACAGAACAAUGGAGCGCAGCACUGCGGCUGCUCCACGAAGGACUUCGAUUAGGUGUGCAACUCGUCCCAAGCCAUUACAUUGCGACUGCCAGCGCAUGCAGAAAAGGCGGGCAAUGGCAACACGCGCUGUCAGUGCUCAGCGAGAUGUGGAAGGCGAAGCUGGAGCCCAACGUCAUUGGCUACAAUGCUGGGAUCAGCGCAUGCGAGAAGGGCGAGCAGUGGCAGCGAGCGCUGGCGCUGCUGAGCGAGAUGCGGAAGGCGAAGCUGGAGCCCGACGUCAUCACCUACAGCGCUGGGAUCAGCGCGUGCUCGAAGGGCGAGCAGUGGCAGCCGGCGCUGGUGCUGCUGAGCGAGAUGCGGGAGGCGAAGUUGGAGCCUAACGUCAUCAGCUACAAUGCUGGGAUCAGCGCGUGCUCGAAGGGCGAGCAGUGGCAGCGAGCGCUGGCGCUGCUGAGCGAGAUGUGGGAGGCGAAAUUGGAGCCUGCCGUCAUCACCUACAGCGCUGGGAUCAGCGCGUGCGAGAAAGGCAAGCAGUGGCAGCCGGCGCUGGUGCUGCUGAGCGAGAUGCGGGAGGCGAAGUUGGAGCCCGACGUCAUCAGCUACAGCGCUGGGAUCAGUGCGUGCUCGAAGGGCGAGGAAUGGCAGCUAGCGCUGGCGCUGCUGAGCGACAUAUGGGAGGCUAAGCUGGAGCCUGACGUCAUCAGCUACAGCGCUGGGAUCAGCGCGUGCGAGAAGGGCGAGCAAUGGCAGCGGGCGCUGGCGCUACUGAGCGAGAUGUGGGAGGCCAAGCUGGUUCCUAACGUCAUCAGCUACAGCGCUGGGAUCAGCGCGUGCGAGAAGGGCGAGUUGUGGCAGCGAGCGCUGGCGCUACUGAGCGAGAUGUGGGAGGCGAAGCUGGUUCCUAACGUCAUCAGCUACAAUGCUGGGAUCAGCGCGUGCGAGAAGGGCGAGCAGUGGCAGCGAGCGCUGGCGCUACUGAGCGAGAUGUGGGAAGUGAAGCUGGAGCCCAACGUCAUCUCCUACAAUGCUGGGACCAGCGCGUGCUCGAAGGGCGAGCAGUGGCAGCGGGCGCUGGCGGCGAGCAGUGGCAGUGGGCGCUGGCGCUACUGA